GUUUUAUGGUCUACCCAGGAUGCCACUGUUGACUCGAAGUUCAGUAUUGCAAGAUGGCGCUGGACGGCCCAGAAAAUAUGGAGAUGGAGGAGGUGAAAGGAGGCACAGGCCUCCGACAGUAUUACCUCUCCAAAAUAGAAGAGCUACAGCUGACAGUUAAUGAAAAGAGUCAGAACCUGAGACGUCUGCAGGCUCAGAGGAAUGAGCUAAAUGCAAAAGUCCGCCUUUUACGUGAAGAGCUUCAGCUACUGCAGGAGCAGGGGUCAUAUGUAGGAGAGGUGGUGAGAGCCAUGGAUAAGAAGAAAGUGCUUGUCAAGGUUCAUCCGGAGGGAAAGUUUGUUGUGGAUGUAGACAAAAACAUUGAUAUCAACGAUGUGACUCCUAACUGCCGGGUGGCCCUUAGGAAUGACAGCUACACCCUUCACAAAAUCCUGCCCAACAAAGUGGACCCGCUUGUGUCACUGAUGAUGGUGGAGAAGGUUCCAGACUCCACCUAUGAAAUGAUUGGAGGCCUGGACAAGCAGAUCAAAGAAAUCAAGGAGGUUAUUGAGCUACCUGUCAAGCACCCUGAGUUGUUUGAAGCCUUGGGGAUUGCACAGCCCAAGGGAGUGUUGCUUUAUGGACCUCCAGGAACCGGAAAAACACUGCUGGCGAGAGCUGUAGCCCAUCAUACAGACUGUACCUUUAUCAGGGUUUCAGGCUCUGAGCUGGUUCAGAAAUUCAUUGGAGAGGGGGCUCGCAUGGUGCGAGAGCUGUUUGUGAUGGCUAGAGAACAUGCUCCGUCCAUCAUCUUCAUGGAUGAGAUUGACUCGAUUGGCUCGUCUCGUCUGGAGGGUGGCUCCGGUGGGGACAGUGAGGUGCAGAGGACCAUGCUGGAGCUGCUCAACCAGCUGGAUGGAUUUGAGGCCACCAAAAACAUUAAGGUCAUCAUGGCUACUAACCGAAUCGACAUCUUGGAUUCAGCCCUGCUGCGGCCAGGUAGAAUUGAUAGAAAGAUUGAAUUCCCUCCUCCCAAUGAAGAGGCCCGUUUGGAUAUUCUGAAGAUUCAUUCUCGCAAGAUGAAUCUGACACGAGGCAUUAACCUGCGCAAAAUUGCUGAGCUCAUGCCAGGAGCAUCUGGGGCUGAGGUUAAGGGUGUGUGCACAGAGGCUGGAAUGUAUGCGCUGAGGGAGAGGAGGGUUCAUGUUACACAGGAGGACUUUGAGAUGGCUGUUGCCAAGGUCAUGCAAAAAGAUAGUGAAAAGAACAUGUCCAUCAAGAAGCUCUGGAAGUAACAGCCCUCGGAAACACAACCACUUUUGUUUAGUUAAUCUUUUUAUGUUUAAAGUAAUGCCAUUCUCAAUAAAUGGAAUAUACAAGCUAUACAUUGUGUUAUGGAUUUGUUGUACAAAGCUAACAGUCAUGCACGUUAUUAUAGCAUUGAGGUGCAAUGUAUUUCUUUACCUGGGCUUUCUAUUACUGGUUUGUUUCAUAUGAAAGAAUGGAAGCAAACUUUGCAGUUGCAUGAAAGAUUAAAAUAGUGUGUAUGCAAUAGCAUAUUUCUGCAGUCCAUUCCAUUUUUUUUUCUAAUGGUACCGAUUUCAGUAAAACAUGGUUUUGACACACUAUUUGAACCUCUUACACAAGUUCUUCAAAGUGAAACUUAUUUCCAUUGUAAACCCUGUCUCCAGAACUGUUGGUUAAGAUGCAAAGUUGCACAGUAAAAAAGGUCCUCUUGCUGUUAGAGAUUAAACAGCGUAUUGUUGAUGUAAGCUGCAUGUAGUCCUCCCAAGUGCCAGUGAUUUGUUGGUAGAAGAUUCUCCACUGUACCUCAUUAAAGUUUUGAAUUUUUACAAAAUACUGUUCGCUCAUUUCUUUCUGCUAUCUCAGUUUAAACAACUCAAAAAGUGGUUAUACGUUUUAGCAAUUCAUGUUUUAUUGCCUAGGAUUCAGUGAAAUUGGAUAUAUGUGACCAGCAGAGGCUGUGCACUGGAUUGUCUUCCAAACAGGUUUUUCUCAGACCACCAUCCAGAGGCAGUCUGCUUCAGCUCCCCUUGUGGAUUAAUCCCCUGGUUUCACAAACAGACCACCCACUAGCUUUUUAGGUUUUAAGUGUAAUGAUAUUUUAUCCAAAAAAAGUAAGAUUUGGUAACUCCAUUGAUGUGUUUAAUAAUAUUUAUGGAAUCUGGUACAGAAACAGUAACAUCUGCUCAACAGUUUGGCACCCUCAAACAUUUUGGUGUAUUUUCUUUUUUUCUUCUUUUUUUUUUUUUUUACUACAAUUAAAAAAUAAAUUGGAUAAGGCACUUUGGCUUGUCCUUGCUCUCUCAAAAUAUGACUCAAUCAAUUUUUCAAUAAAUAAAUAAAUAAAGCAGUAAGUGUCCACCUUUUUGUGCAUUAAUACAUUGCUAAAAUAAUACAUUAAGUCAGCAGUGUUGCCUCUUGCAGCAAAAUUAUAAAAAGGUUUUGUUUGUAUUUUAAUAGAAAUGUACCACAACUGAUUCCAUCAUAUUUUUUUUAAUAAAAAGCAAAUGCAAUACAAACCAUGCAAUUUUUUUUAAAAAAGAGCACCAUUAACACAAAGCCUUUCCACACCCUCCUGCAAAGAACAAAAAAUAAUUUGAACAAUAUUUCCAAUGAGCUGUAGACCAAACCGUUAAUUCUUCAAUUACUAGACAAUCAUUAAACCAGCCUCACCUCACCACUGGUUGUAUAUGUACACCUGUAAGAGAUGCUGGCUUUCAGUAAUAUAAAAACAUUGUCUUCGAACACGUUCUAACCUGUUCUUACUGUAGUUUCCCAAUAAAGAUAAUAAACAGGGUGGUAGUUCAUGGAAUUUGAAUUAGAUAUAGCAUAUUUUUGCAUAAUGUCCUUGCAAGUCGCCUCAAAUGUAAUUUCAUUCCUAUUUAUUUAUUUUUAAUCCACAGUAAUGUGAUUUUUUUUUCUUACAAUAUUAGUCUGCAUUGAGUGUUUUUACUUAAGUUCAGAGUAUGUUCUUCAGUUUGAAUUGCCUGGAUUUAUGUAAUACAAGCUAGAUCACCAACGGCAAUCUCUUAAUCAAGUUGCCUUUUUUUUUUUUUUUUUUUUUUUUGCUGUUAAAUGACUGCUGUGCACUAGAUGGUGCUAGCCCCAAUACAGAGACGGUAGCCUACAUCACAUAUCAUGGGAUGCAAUUAGAACUGAAGAGCAGAUGUUGAACUCGCAGUCAAAAGCACCCUAACAAAGACCUAGGAAAAAGAAUCAUAUUUCAGAACUGCAUACAAAAGGUAAGGGAAACAACGCAGGAUAUUUGAAUCUACUGUUGGACAUGUUUCUGCAGGGACUCACCUAGCAAGGCAGAAAAAUAAUGCAAUCUACAGAAACAUGAUACAGGGCUUUUGAGAUGUCCGUUAUGCAAAUGAGAGAACUGAAAACAUCUCUAAAGUAGAGCCGCUUUAUUAAAAGCACGUUUGGCACACAAACAGUUUUUCCACAGGACUGUCAAGGUGUAAUUUAUUGCUGUUCACAUUGAAAAGGAGCUCUGUCAUACCAUGCUUUAGUUUGCAUAGCAGCUCUACCCCGUGACCCUUGAGUAACUUAUCAAGGCUAGGGCUGGGGCUUGUCUGUGGUUCCUUUGAACUAAACCCUUCUGCCUAUAACACACAGCAGAAGACAAGGUGGAAUUAAAUACACAACAAAGCCUCUCUUCUGAAGGCUUGUGUUUCCUAUUUCAAUACAACAAAGAUACUGAUGUCUCCAGACAGGAAACUGUAAAGUACACACUUCAGGAAAGAGAAGCGCUCUUGUCAACAUUGCAAAACUGGUAACAACUUUACAGCACAGAUGAAUUAUACUAUUUAUUUAAAAGGAGAGCAAAAUAAUGGAUUACCAUAUUUUAUUAUUCAGCUGUACUUUACAAGUGUAUACGUUGUGUGUAAGGUGUCUCAUUGCUGUAAGAGAAGUCCUCUCAUGCAGUUUGGGUGAUAGAGGGCAGCAGAGCGAAGCUCAAACUGUGAAAUGCGAUUUCCAUUGUAAUAAGACACCCUGCGUUUAAAGUUUUUCUUUUUUUAACUUCAGAUGUGUGUCAUGUGUUCAAUGCACGGGGUGACAUCUACGAAAAGAUGGAAUUUUGACAACAGUGUAUUUCUUUCAUGUGAUUUAGUAUAAUUGAUAUACACUGGGUAAAGCAAUGUCAUAUGGGUAGCCAUCUCCCAAACCACUGCCAUAUUGAAGACUUCCUGAGUUAAAAAUCACAUUGAAAAAAAAUGACUCUUCAAAACCCUAUACAUGGCUCACUGAUGCCUACCAUUUCUAGUUUUGCAACUACCAAAAGCUGUGUUACAGAACCACCCGCAGUGUUUACAAGAAACACUUUACCUUUGGUGGAUCCCACGCUGUCCAUAUUGCAGAACCCCCCCACCCCCAAACAUAUCACACAGCAUAGGCAAAUAAAAUAGAAAUUUACUUUUCAAGUUUUACUCAGUAGCAUUCGUCUGAGAUGUUUUCUUCUAAACAUCUUGCACCCUCACAUAACAAUUGAGGCAGCAGUGUGGAGUAGUGGUUGUGGCUCUGGACCCUUGACUAGGGUGUCGUGGCUUCAAACCCAGGUGGGAGACGCUGCUGCUGUAUCCUUGAGCAAGGUACUUUACCUAGAUUGCCCCAGUAAAAACCCAGCUGUAUAAAUGGGUAAUUGUAUGUAAAAAAUAAUGUGAUAUAACUGUAACAAUUGUAAGUUGUCCUGGAUAAGGGUGUCUGCUAAGAAAUUAUAAUACUACUGGUACUCCAAUAUAAAUCAGUGGUGUAUUGUGGGAACAGAAAACCAGUAUUGUUAAGUGGUGUCAUUGGGAGUGGGAUCUGGAUACACUGCAAUCUUUAGAAAAUGUUUUUUUCUGCUGAUGUGAGAUCCAGUGUUGAGAAAUUUGUUGCCCAGUUGAUUUAUUAGCCAUGAUUUGCAAUUAAAAAAGUAUAUAACUCUACAAUAAGGACAACACGAUACACAGCAAAGGUAACGUACUGCAUUUCUUGUAAAAUUUCAGGUUGUUCUAACACAAACGCUACAAAGCAGGUCGCAAAUGCCUUUAUUGGCCUCUCUGCUUUUUAAAAACAGAUUUAAAAAUAAUAAAAAUAAUUAAGAACAUUUCAAAUCAUAGAAAAAAAACACACACACACAACAACAUAUUAGAAAAUGCUUAACUUGACAUUAUUUCCUUCUUACAAAUCUUUUUAAAUGCGCACAAUAGCUCAAAGUGAAGUACCAGAGUUGCCAGGCAUAGCGAAUACCUCUGAAAUCCUGAACUGGUACAGGUCCUUUGCUUCCCCAGACUGCAGUAAAACUAAUUAUCUGCAAGUCACUUUAACGUUUGAACACAAUACAUGCUAAAUGGAUUACAGCAAACUAUCCACAGUAGGUACAUAUCUGGUUUCACAGACUAGCGUACCUUAAGUACCAUUAGGUGGUUCAAGAUAUGGACAUGAACAUUAUGGACUGUGAAACCAGCCUGUAUCAACUUUCAUUGGAAUUAGAUUUUCUAGGUACAAUGACUUUUUUUUUUUUUUUUUUAAUACUGAUUCUAACGUAAACCAGUUUUUUUUUUUUUUUUGUUUUUUUUUACAACAGGGGUCUUAAAUUGGGGCAGUACUUACAAUACAGUUACCCCAGCAGCAUAAUCUGUUAUCUCAUUGUUUUACUAGGCAAAUUCUUGCUGCAUUUAUUAAACCUUUUUUUUUUUUUUAAUACCUGGAGGAGCUGAUGGGGUUUACAAAUGCACACCCCAAAGGAGAUUUAUAAAACUUUUAAUCUUCAAGCAGCUCCACUCAAGGUCCAGGGUAUGUCCAGGGGAUUGGUCUGCCUGGGCUAGUUGGUUUCUGAGGUCAGUCCGAGGAAUAUUAACCCCAGCUGAGUAUUACAUUAGAAAUCUCUGUCUCGCUGUGGUUAUCACAUAGAAAUGUUGGUUUGUAUUUGGUCAGCUUGUCUGUGGGCCUGCCCAAAUACUGCAACUGUAUAACCUUUCAACGAAAACAAGAAACAAUGCAUGCUGGUAUACCUCUCGUGCAUAACCAGUAGUAAAUAAAAAAAACACGUUCACAUUAUACAAAGCAUUGCCUACAAAACCCUACAUUUUGUUGAAGCACGUUUACAAAACAUAAAAAGCUUUCUAUAUAAUUCACCUCUAGUUAAUUUGUUACACAAUGUAAGUGCUAUUCUUACAUUGUUGGCACCAGUACCAUCACUGUUCAACCAGCAACACAAAAGCAGGCACAAGUUUACCCUUUAAAAAGCAAAGGGCAAGUGGAAUGUACUAGUACAUCAACAAUAUGUUUAUCCAAUUCGACAUAGUAAAAGCAAAGCAUAGUGAAAGCAUGGCAAAGUAUGGGUUAAGCCCAGACAGGUACGGUAAGCAUAUUAAAAAAAAAAAAAAAAAAAAAAAAAAAA
This is a messenger RNA of Polyodon spathula (Mississippi paddlefish), 6391 nucleotides long. RefSeq names its product 26S proteasome regulatory subunit 8. NCBI's taxonomy places the organism in Eukaryota, Metazoa, Chordata, Actinopteri, Acipenseriformes, Polyodontidae. Gene Ontology annotation, molecular function: ATP binding; proteasome-activating activity; ATP hydrolysis activity. The record is from RefSeq and is a predicted model, not a curated record. Gene Ontology annotation, cellular component: proteasome regulatory particle, base subcomplex. The transcript is spliced from 12 exons. Bases 54 to 1274 code for a protein of 406 amino acids. Gene Ontology annotation, biological process: proteasome-mediated ubiquitin-dependent protein catabolic process.